CAUCAUGACACUGGCGGACUAUGAGACCAUCAAACACAUUUUCGAAGAGCAGUUCAUCAAUGGCGAACCCCUGUUCAAUUCCAUUACCGGACCAAUAGAUCCCGAAAUGUGGAAUCUUUAUGAUGAAUAUCAUCAAUCGAUGAUAGCUGCCGGAACCAGCGUGGUGGCCAUCGAUGAUGAGGAGAAGGAUGGACGCGUUGUGGGCUUUGUGCUGGCUGAAGGACAGAGCAUUGACGAUGUGGAGAAGCACCGCCAAGAGGCCGAAUGCAUACCGGACACAGAUAUCAUCGGUCACAUAAAGCGUAUAAUCUCCAAAGUGGAAGUCGAGGCAAAUAUCUACGAGCGGUAUGGAGUAUCCAGACUGCUGUACUCCCAUUUGACGUCUGUGGAUGUAUCGAUGCGUGGCAAGGGAUUGGGUUCGCGUCUUGCCACCAGCGCCAUGGAUCUGGGACGAUCCAAAGGUUAUCCCCUGAUGACGGCUUUCUGUUCGAGUUUUUACUCGGCGAGACAGAAGGAGGCCAUGGGAAUGGAAUGUAUCUAUUCGUUGAAGUUUGAGGACUACAAGGAUACAGAGGGUAAAGUGGUUUUUACACCACCGGAGCCUCAUAAGGAGAUACGGGUAGUGGCCAUAAAAUUAUAAGAGAUCCCCGAUCCCAUCCAAGACUUUAAUCAGUAAUAAAAUAUUAAUUUUGUACAUAUUUAUUAACCCUUGGAACCAAACACAUUAUGAAUAAUAAGUUACUGAAAAACAAAGCUCCAUAUUUGUUCCACUAUGACAUCCUAAUAUACGAGUAAACAUCCGAUUUUUUGCUUUAUUGUUAGCAGAACUUUCUGUUAUGUAGUUGCUGAUGACAUGAAUCUUCAGGUCAUAAAGAUAGUAUGCUAUUCUUAUCAUUAUUGCCACCCCAGCAACAAUUGAAUUUUGUUUUUCUUCCACAUUAAGUCAGUCGUGAAUGGAUACGCACCAUAACCCUGGGACCCUGGAAGCC
Molecule: messenger RNA, 989 nt
Organism: Drosophila obscura
Lineage: Eukaryota; Metazoa; Arthropoda; Insecta; Diptera; Drosophilidae
Product: dopamine N-acetyltransferase-like
Exons: 1
Coding region: 5-640 (211 amino acids)
Molecular function (GO): N-acetyltransferase activity
Source: RefSeq, a predicted model, not a curated record